UUACGGCAUUUCGAAGAGAAAUGUAAGUAUUUUUUUAAAACUUAAUCUUCAUUUGUUGCCAUUUAACUGUCGUUUGACCUACACUACACAGAAUCAAUGCGAUUUUUUUGCGUGGGUGGAUAACGACAUGGCCUAUCAGAUGACGAUGGUCAGGAAUUUGAAAAGUGAGGUUAAUGGCAUGACUGAAGAACGCAACAAAGCUCUACUGGAACUAGUUCAUGCCCAUACUCAGGUGGCGGCUAAAACUGACGAACUGGAGCAACUUAAUGAGGCCUUCGAGGGAUUGAAGGAGUCCAUUGAGAUGUACCACGAAGAAAAUGUGCUUAUGAUCCAGGAUAGUGGUCUGCAACUUAUGGAGAUAAACACUCUGAAGAAACACGUCAAGCUGAUGGAAGUCAAGUGCUCAGACAUGGAGAGGAAAAACAAGAUCAUGAGGCUUGGUUUUUUUGUGGCAUUUACAAUUGCCGGUUGCAGUUUAUCCGUUGCUUGUUUGAAGAAAAAAUGAUGCAUUUUCUAUUAAGUGACAAUGGCUUGUGUUUGUGCAGUGUUGUUAGUAAACUGCGUUCCAAUAAUUUUUUGUAUUAUCUUAAACUCAUUUAAUUUGCUUGUUGGGAAAACUUUGUGUGAUUCAAAAAUUUAAAUUACAGUACUGUCGUUGAUUACAUAAUUUAAGUGCAGGUGCUGUCUUUCAUAAUUAAAUAUAAGUUCAGGUGCUGUCUUUCAUAAUUGGUCGAAAUGUCAAGGGCUAUAUUAGACUUCACAGAGAAAUAAACCGCCAAAAAAAUGAAAACUUAAUGGCAAAGAUUAGCAAUGGGUUUUCCAAGAAACCCUUUCAUUACACCCGUUCCAUCAGUUGUAUUGUUCCAAUGCAGCCUCUUCGUUAACCACAACCACUAACACAAAGGGCAUGUAAAGAAAUUGAAGAGUCAUGAUGGUAACUUAUUUAAAUAGGCAACCACAGCAACUGAUUCAACCAUUUCAGAUUACACAAAUUGUUCUUAUUCUCAGAAAAACCAGAAGAUGUCCGAUAAUAUUGUUGUGUCUUCACUUAAUAUGGAACUCAUGGAUUGCCCAAUAUGCUGUGAACCCUUAACAACUCCAAUUAUUCAGUGUGAAAAUGGGCAUGCAACAUGCAACUCAUGCUCGGAGAAGACUCAGAAGUGCCAUUCUUGCACCCUGCCUAUCAGAAGAAUGAGGAACCGGAUUCUUGAAGAUGUUGCUGACUCUUUGAGAGUUUG
Mercurialis annua (annual mercury) is the source of this 1238-nucleotide messenger RNA. RefSeq lists its product as uncharacterized. The record is from RefSeq and is a predicted model, not a curated record. The coding region runs from base 128 to 505 and encodes 125 amino acids. Lineage: Eukaryota; Viridiplantae; Streptophyta; Magnoliopsida; Malpighiales; Euphorbiaceae. The transcript is spliced from 2 exons.